Dunckerocampus dactyliophorus (ringed pipefish) is the source of this 7009-nucleotide messenger RNA. RefSeq lists its product as uncharacterized. The transcript has 12 exons. The coding region runs from base 320 to 2035 and encodes 571 amino acids. Lineage: Eukaryota; Metazoa; Chordata; Actinopteri; Syngnathiformes; Syngnathidae. The record is from RefSeq and is a predicted model, not a curated record.
ACGAGGAAGGAGGGGGGGAUCGGUUUGUUAGGUGUCCGAUCUUUCCCGACAGGAGUCGAGUGUGUCCGAGUGCUCGACAUAUUUUGCACGUCUUCCAAAUGUUGAGCCCGAGUCGCCGAGUGCAGCCGCAGAAGCAGCAGUAGAAGCGGUAGCAUCUCUCGAGGAGGGCGAGCCGUGAAGUGGAGGGAGAGGGAGACAGUGGGAGACCCACGCAGCAGCAGUAAGCAGCACUGCAGGGCUUCCUCUGCAGACUCCGCCAAGCAUCCUGCAUCGUCGUCAUCAUCCAGACUGCCUUAACGAGGUGCUACAAAGAGCCAGGAUGAGGACAGCCGGUGUCAUCACACUCACCUUUCUGCUUGCCACAGUUCUGUCAGUCUCUGGUAAAGUCAAUGAGGAAUCCAUGACGUUGUUCCACGGUGAGGAUUUCCACAUCAUGCUGCACGCCAGCGACCUGGAGGUGAUUUUUCGCAACAGGUCGGCUCCACGCUCCCCCGAUGUGGUCCUGAUGCGGGCCGGCCAAGUGGUCAACAACAGGGCCAAAAUUAACACCCACUACAGGUACCUUAUCAUCGACUCUGUGGGCGAAGGAGACGAGGGAGUGUACACCGUAAAGAACCCAGAGGACCCGGAGGAUGUCAGACGCAUCUCACUUAUAGUUCGAGAUUGUACUAACGAGCAGACCGUUAAAUAUGGGGAAAAUUACCGUAUGCCGCUGUUGGGGGUGACAGCCCCCAUCACCUUGGAGUACAGGCCCAGCGCUGUGGAGGCCAACCUGACAGCCAGACCUGCCCUGGUGCUGCUGACAAGCACGGGCGUGGCCAGAGAGGGCUACAAGGGUCGAGUCAGCGUCAGUGACCACCAUGUCGUCCUGAAGACAGCGACGGGGGCGGACGAGGGCAGCUACACCAUCAGGGACGCUCGAGGCAGUAUUAAGAGGAAAGUGUGUCUCCACGUCAUCGAGCACCAGAACUUUGAGAACCUGCUUCAUGGGGAAAAGCUGAAAAUCAACCUGAUGCUCAACAGCUCUUUGGUGCACUUGUACUACAGCCCUGACACUGACCACACACCCCGCCUGCUGAUGGAUAAAGGGGAAUUUACACAUGUCCAAACAGAGCUGGGCUUUGAGGGCCGCCUGUCCAUGGAAGGGUCACAGGUCAUCUUGGAUAAGGUCAAGCGUUCUGAUGAAGGUCUGUUCAAAGUUACUGACAUUCUGGGAUUCCCUGUGUCCAGCAUCCACUUGGAACUAAAACCCUACAAGCUGGAGUCUCUCUAUGUCGCCAUCAUCGCCCUGCUGGGCCUGCUGGUCUUCCUCCUGCUGGCUUGCCUGCUGUCCUGCCUGAUCAAAGUCAAGAAGAGGGCCAAGAGGGCCGCCGCCUUGGAGAAGAUUGCCCAGAAUGCUGGCAAGGAAGAGGAGGGAGAGGCCUUCAGACAGGUGGUAAAGAACAUCACCAAGCUCAGUGAGGAAUCCAAGCAUUCCCAGGCGGACAACACAGAGAAAUCUCAGAGCACUGAGGUGGACAUUAAAGGUCUGGAGGUGUCUUCUAAAGAGGUUGGCAUUGGUAACCUUGACACCAGUGACUCUGGUGUUGGCUUUAACACCGCUCUCCCGCUGGACACUGACACUGACGCCCCCGAUCAAAUCCCUGACUCGGAGGCUGUGAGCAUCUCUGUUGCCCCGGAAACCAAGUCACCAGCAGCUAUGGAAGUAAAACCAAGUCCACUAGCUGAAACCAAAGCAGUCCCUGAGACCAAGAAAACCCCCGAUCAUCAGUCGGUCAACUUGGACGUGCCCAAAUCAGCGGACGUAAAGCCCAGUCCAGUCUCAAGUCCGGAACCCAUGAAUGCCGUCAGUCCAGCUGAUCUGAAACCUGCCGCCACCCUAAAAGCCACCAGCCCGGGAGCACCAGAAUCCAAUAACAUUCCUUUUGCACCUGAUCCAACCGAGAACUCCAUGCCGACCGCACCAGAACCCAUCCCCAAUUGCACCCCCGAGCCAGGCCCGGAUCAAGCAGAUCUUAUCGGAGGUACCUCCUAAAAAAAGUGAAGUGAAUCCGGAUAAACCAAAGUGGGCAAAUGUGAAGAUCCCACCACCACCGCCACCACCACGUUAGAACUGUCCCUACAAAUACCCAAGGGGAACCUAACCCUGCAGAUCCUCACCUUGCACCAUCACUUUUUAGAGAAACACCUCCUCUAAAAAAGUGGGACGUUUGUUGACCUUGUCUAAUGCCUGAGCAUUGUGUAAACUUACAUUAUUUUAUCUCACGGAAACCUUUGGAUUGUUACACAUCUAAAGUGGGGUACACACGCAUAUAGCCGAUGUUCUGAUGACUUAAUACCCGGGCUGACCUACAAGUGGCAGUAACGUAAAUAGAAGCGAGGCUAGCUGUGCGCUUACCUGCUAACUCCAUCGAGGCGGUACAUCUUCUCGUCAUUUCUAUUGUGAUACAAGUGGUAUGACACUCAUGUUUGCCACAUUUCAAAAAGUGUAGCCUCCCUUACUGUACUUUGUCUAACUUUGAGCAGCCCGUUGUUGCCGAUCGCCGUCUUUUGUCUUCAUAUACUUCCGCCUUCUUCCGGAUUGGCUCACUCCGUGACAGUCAUAGGCCAGGCCCCAACCUUGGCGAAAUAAAUAUAUUAAAAAAAUGUUUAUUAACAUAUAUUUCUGUUGUUUUCCGAGCAGAUGAGGACGUGUAAAGUCACUCUUAACACAUCAGAGGAUAACAUAUAAAUCAUCGUCCAUAUUGUCUUUAUGUGUGUGCCCCCCGCUUUAGCUGCACAUUUCUUGCAGCCUUUUAUCUUUUUUAAGAUGUAAAAAAAAGUGCCAGACUGCAAAUGAAAUCCUUUGCAGAGUUUACAAUUAGAACGUCCACAUAAGGUAUCUUCUAAUGGUAUUUCACUAAAACAUCUUAAAUUUGGCCUCACCAUAACACUGAAUGCCUAUUUACGUACUAGCAUGCAAAAUAUGCAAAACAACAAAAAAAAAGCAGCUCUUUUUGAUGUCAACGUCACCCAUGAUAUGCAAUCACAUUUAGAAAACAACAACCAGGUAGGUUAUACACAACUUUAAAACACAGCAAUUUUACCAUCACCACUAUUAGUUAAAUGCUGCAUUCAAGGCUACUGGGAAAUCAGAAAUAUGAAGUUUUUAAAGUCGGAUUUAAGCAAGAAACAUCGCUGACGACUGUGACUCAAGCUAAUAUUUGUUUUAUUUAGGAACAGCGUAUGGAAUGAAUAGACAGCCUAUGAACAAAUCACACAAAUGUCCACGCUGUACUGGUUGUGGUAAGUUGUCAUAUCUACUAAAACCAGAAGCGGUGGGAUAAUGAGUUGAAAAUGAGUUUACAACAUACUGUAUACUGUAUUUAUAGAGCGCUAUCUCUCACGGUACAGUAUUGAUAUACCAACAACAGAUAUCGAUUGAUGACAGUUAAUGACGAGUUUGCCAUUUUAACAUGAUGUCCAUCAUUUGAUUACGUUGACGUCCGCUUAUCGCUUAUUGAGUAUCCUCAUUUGUUGGUUUUCCGCAAUUUAUCACAGAGAAAAACUGGUGCAAUGGAAUAAUAUUGAUAUCAUUGACAAAAUAUCGCAAUAAUAUAGUAUCUUGAGUUACUCUGCAGUUCCUACUUCUACAAUAAAUGUAGUUUAUAAACUAAUUCAUAUCAUCUCUUUGGGCGCCGCCAUUGUUGUGUAAUUUCAGAUUUUGAAUUUGCAAGAAGGUAAAUUAAAAACUCGCAGUUUUGUAGAAAGCAACAAAACGACUGAAGUGUGUUUAGCCGUUUAAAUGAAAUGUGAAGGUCAUUCUCAACUAGAAAGAGCUGAUAGUUUGGAACCGUUUGGAAAAAACACAGUUUGAAGGUGGUCGUCAAGCCAUGUUGUCCCGUUCUGAUAAAACUGCAACCAUGGCAAAGCCAUGCUAAUUGCUAGGGCUCCAUUGCUCACAAGCUUUUCCUCAUCCUGCCCCUUUACUGACACCCCUCUAAGGAUGCUGAUUGGUCUGUUCAUUUUUUUGCGGUAAAUGACAAUAUUAGCUUUUUUCCUCUAGCAUUUUGUUACUUCUUUCAGGCAUUAUUUUACUUCCUACGGCAAUAUGAAGAUUUAAAAAAAACGAUCUGUCAUCCUUUAUAUUGUAGCUCAGGGGGUUCUCAACCAUUUUGACUAAAAUAAUUAGCACGUUUGUCAUCCAGCACUGAGCAGUGAGUUAUUUUUUUUACAUUAUUGUUUUUGCUGACAAAGGCCAGUGCUAAUGUUCUUCUAUGUUAUUUUUGAAAUAAAAUUUGUUUAUCAAACAUAUUAUUUCUAUAUCGAUAACCACUUACAUCAAAUUAAAUGUAGCCGUUUAUAUAUGCGGCCUGGCUCAGCCCUGCCCACGGCCCAUUACUGGUCCACGCCCCACUGGUUGGGAACCCCUCCUGUAAAUGACUCAUUUAAUGUAUCCGAAAUAGUAUUUUGUCAUCGCUCCAUCUAGAUUUGUCAAACUUGACUUUGUUAUUCAGUUAACACAAUCUUGCUACAGAUAUAUGUGUGGUCAUGUGACUAACACAUGCCUCUACCUCAUGGAAAACUAAUGACAGUCCAAUUUGGGUGUGUUGAUAUUGACCAAAACAAAAAUGGAUUAACAGUAGAAGCACAGAAAAAGAACAUGCGUGAUCAGUCAACUACAGAAAGUAAGGAAGAAUUCUAUUAAAAUUUCCGAAUGGAUUUGUGAUAUCAGAAAAUAAUUCAGCAUUUACACACUAAAGCCAUAAUAUUUACAUGAAGGUUCGACUUGAUGCUAAAUAUGAACUGAUAUAUCCAAAAAUAUGUAAUACAAAACGUGCCUCCAUGUUAAAUGGCCAAUGGUGGUCUAUGAAUGGACAAAAGCCUGGCAUUCUGGCUAAAAUUAACACUAAAUAUAUCUGUGGGAAAAAAAAUGCAUUUCAAAGACGCGAACACACACUCCAGCCUUGUAAAUAAUGCAUGUGUAAACACCUUUAUUAACCCUCUAAUUGAAUUUUGUGUAUGGAAUGGUUAUUGUAUCAUACUAAAUAAUAAAGAAGAAUUUACAUUUCUCACCAAUCAGAAUAUUUAAAAAAGUCUAUAUACGUAUAUAUAUAUAUAUACAGUAUAUAUAUAUAUAUAUAUAUACAUGCUAUACUAUAUCAACUAAUACACACUAAUGCAUCAAGCUAAUUUAAAAGGCAAACAAUGAAAUGUAUGGAGUCUAUAUUUGCUGUUUUCAGGGUUCUUAUCUGAUAUUAUUGCAAGCUCUCUCGCAGUAUUCCCAUGUUGUGUUCAAAUGUACCUGAUACCACUGAAUGCAGCAUGGCCACAGAAAACAUGCAGGCUUUUGUCAUCUUACACUUUAUAUACAGUAUAUGCGUGGGUGUGUUCAUCACAGGAGUGAUAAAGAUGUGUGUGUUUUGCCUGUAAUACACGCUUGUGUUUAGUGCACUUUCAUCUCUCCGUGUGUGUAUGUGUGUGUUGUGCGUGCGGGGUGUCGAUGUACGUGAAGAAAACCAAGUGUUGGUGUUCCACAAGUUAUGAGCGUGAAAAACAACAGUAAAUGUUGUUGUAACUUUGACUGUUUUCUUUUAUUUUUUAGUGCUGUCGGUGUAUUGGAUCAUUGGGCUUCUUUUCUGUCUGUUGCAGGCCCAUUUACAUAAUACAUUAUACUCACGAGCCAAAACAUGAGGUACACCUGCAAUUUUCUGGGGAUCCUUCAAAGAUAAACUCGUCCUGGAACAUUGCAGCCAUGGCCACCAAAUUUGAGCCACAUACACUAGACAAAUGGACACUGCCAAAUUGUGAAGAAUGUGAGUUUUCAAUAAAGCAUUUGGGCGUAAUGUGACACUAUCACGAUGCUCCGAUUUGUCAUAGUGGAUGCAGCUCAAUUAGCUGGGACUGAAUCAACAGUGCCUCUGCUGGUUGCAGUCAUGUAGUGCGCUCAAUCUUGCCCACAAUGUCUCGCCAUCGAAAAUUAUUUUAAUAUUAAAGGUCCCCUGUUAUAGUAUUUUUCACCAAUUUUAAGGUCCCAAGCCUUGCUGGGAACACAUAGGUUUGUGUGUUUGUUGCUUUAAUGCUAAUGAGGUCCACGCCGAUCUCCAGUGUGUGUCUCCAAGAAGCGCUAUUGUGCACUUUAUCCACUUUUUACAUAUACAUUGUAACUCUGCAAUUGUCCAACGUAGUAGAAGGCAUACGUGAAUCACAUACAACAACGUAACAUUAAGGAGUGGGACAGGACAGACACGUUAGCCGCAAUAGCAUAUUACCGUAUUCGCUGAAGAAAAACAGAAUGAUUCAACUUACAGCUCCCUUGUCUGCAGCUGACUGAUGGGUAGUUGGCAGAGCUUUAUUUUAAGAUGUGUAGCAAAGCCUUUUAAGCUGUCCUCCAUGAAGUGGUGGGCAUAUACAGUACAUCUAGCUCGGGGCGGGCCAGAAGCGGUAUCAUGUCCAUGAGGAAGGACCUUUUUCCUUAAUGACGUCAUGGAAACCCGCAAUGUCAAAAGCCACUGUUUAAAGGCCUCUUCUCUCAAAAGUGGAGCAAACAAGUGAGGGAGAUGAUAGCUUUUGGUGCUCAUAAACAGGCUUUGGAGACGCAUAUUACUGUUAGAACAUUAGUAAAACACCACUUUUGCAUAAUAGGGGGCCUUUAAUAUCAGACCUUGUAGCAUGUAGCAGAAGUUAAUAGUAGCAGGUUUUUAAAUAUUUGUUGUUUACUUUUUCUCAAGCUGCCACGCCAACCGCUAAGGUCCACUGGCACCCCCCGGAGAAGGUGCUGCUAUAGACCAUGAGAGAAGCAUGGUCCUUUGUUGCCAUAUUGUUUCAAGUAAUUGUUUUUUUUCCCCCCACUAAUACCACACAACCACUGUUGUGAAAGCCAAUACACUACAGUAUAUGUGUGUGUCUGUUUCUGUGUGCUGUGUGAGUGCUGCAAUGUCCAUAUGUUGUAAAAACAAACAAAAAAAAUCUUUAUAUCUUGAAUAUUUCAUGGCUUCAGAGAGCACCAAGAAUAAACAGGCAAUUAUGA